This is a messenger RNA of Quercus robur (English oak), 2205 nucleotides long. Its product is annotated as rust resistance kinase Lr10-like. The record is from RefSeq and is a predicted model, not a curated record. The transcript has 5 exons. NCBI's taxonomy places the organism in Eukaryota, Viridiplantae, Streptophyta, Magnoliopsida, Fagales, Fagaceae. Bases 76 to 2031 code for a protein of 651 amino acids. Gene Ontology annotation, biological process: protein phosphorylation. Gene Ontology annotation, molecular function: ATP binding; polysaccharide binding; protein kinase activity.
UAAGGAUACUUUUCAAGACCACAAAAAUAAAUUCGUAUUAUCUUCAUCCACAGCUGCGGAAGUUUUCCAGUAGCAAUGGCGAGAGGAUUGACGUUCACUGCAGGAGUACUCACGGCCCUUAUUGCUGUUAUACUAGUCCAAGAAACUUGCAGUGAUGCUGCUAAUGUUAAUGAUCAUCACUGUCCCCCUUCUUCCUGUGGCAAUAUCCACAACAUAAGCUAUCCGUUUCGAUUGAAGAGCGAUCCAGAAAUAUGUGGGGACUCAAGGUAUGAGCUGUCGUGUGAGAACAAUCGAACUACUGUGUUAUACUUAUUUGCUCGAAAAUACCAUGUACAGGAAAUCAAUUACAAUAACUACACAAUCCGGGUCGUGGACUCAGGUAUAUGGAAGGAUAAUUACUUCUCCUUCCCAAGUUAUUCUUUAAAUAGCUAUAAUUUCAGUCAAGAUCGCUCUGCAUAUACCACGUAUCUGCCGAAGAGGACAGAGGAUCAGGAUACCAAACUAUCAAGGAGUGUGGUUUUGAUGAGCUGUGAAAAACCAGUGAAUUCUCUAUUCUAUUUGGACGCUUCUACUUGCAAUAUCGACAGUGGAAAGGAUUUCAAGAAGAGAUAUAAAUAUGUUAAAGUUGGUAGAACGAAUGCAAGAGAUGUGGAGGACUCGUGCAAAGUAGAGCAGAUGUUCCUGACAUCUUGGCCAGGAAAUGAUGACCCAGUUAAUACUUCCUGUACAGACGUCCACAAUGAAUUGUUAUAUGGUUUUGAGCUCUCAUGGCUACAAGUUAUUUGUGAACAUUGUUCACAAACCUUUAUUCUUAAUAAUUGCUACCUUGAUGACGCGAACCUUGUUCACUGCGGAGGAAGAUUAAUUUCCACGAUCCGGUGGCUUUUCGAAGUGUAUUUGCCACAAUUAGGGGCUAUCAUCAUAGGGCUACAUUUUGCAGCAAAAAUUUUGUUGGGGAGUCCAUGUGUCAUUGCGUUUUUUAUAUAUAAGUGGCGUAGAAGGCAUUUAUCAAUGUGUGACGCAGUUGAAAAUUUUUUGCAAAGCCAUAAUAACCUCAUGCCAAUUAGGUACUCGUACUCACAAACUAAGAAGAUGACUAAAUCUUUCAAGGACAAAUUGGGUGAAGGAGGUUAUGGCUCUGUAUAUAAAGGAAAGCUUCAAAGUGGUCAUCUGGUAGCUAUAAAGAUGUUAAGUAAUAAGUCCAAUGCAAACGGUCAAGAGUUUAUCAAUGAAGUUGCCACAAUUGGAAGGAUUCACCACGAGAAUGUGGUGCAACUUAUUGGCUACUGUGUUGAGGGACUAAAGCGUGCACUUAUAUAUGAAUUCAUGCCUAAUAGUUCUCUUGACAAAUUCAUUUUUUCUCAAGAAGGAAAUAUCUCCUUAAGUAUUGAGAAAACAUACAAUAUUUCUCUUGGAGUUGCUCGUGGAAUUGAAUAUUUGCAUCGAGGAUGUGACAUGCAAAUUUUGCAUCUUGAUAUCAAGCCCCAUAACAUUCUUCUUGAUGAGAACUUCACCCCAAAAGUGUCAGAUUUUGGACUAGCAAAACUUUAUCCAACAGAUGAUAGCAUAGUGUCUUUGACUACUGCAAGGGGAACACUAGGAUAUAUAGCUCCAGAGUUGUUCUAUAAAAACAUUGGAGGGGUCUCCUAUAAAGCUGAUGUUUAUAGUUUCGGCAUGUUAUUGCUAGAAACGGCAAGUAAAAGAAAGAACUUGAAUGCAUUUGUAGAACAUUCAAGCCAAAUUUACUUCCCAACUUGGGUCUAUGGCCAAUUUAACGAAGGAAAUGGCAUAGAAAUGGAAGAUGCCACAAAGGAGGAAAAGAAGACUAUUAAGAAAAUGAUCAUAGUCGCAUUAUGGUGUAUACAAAUGAAGCCUAGUGAUCGUCCUUCAAUGAACAAAGUUGUAGAAAUGCUUGAAGGAGAAGUUGAAUGCUUACAAAUGCCUUCCAAGCCUUUCCUAUUAUCAUCACCAAAGAGGCCAAUAGGGGAUGUCGAAGACAACUUAAAUUCAACUAGCUCAUCAAUUCAAUAAGGUGAAUCAAGUCAAUUAACUCAAAACUAGUUGAUAUUUCAAUUUGUUGAUUUACAUGGGAAAGCUAACAUUUCCACUAAAUGAGAGCAAUUAGUGAUUUACAAAGAUACUUCAUAUUUAUGUGAAACAAAUAAUUGUUCCCUUGAUUUAUGAUAGCUCUCUUUUAAGUCUUAA